GGAUAUGAAGUAUAUCAUGGAGAGUCUGCCGGACCGUGGACGUGCCAGUUGGCAUCUAGGAGCAAUUUGGGCCCUAAGUCAGUUCCAGGACGAAGAGCUGUUUUUAGGUGUGUAUCCAGAUAACUACUUCACUGACCAACCAGCCUUGGAAGCCACUAAGACUUUCCGCGAGAAAUUAGUUGAAGUGACCAACAUCAUCAAGAGCCGAAAUGAAAAACUGAAAUUGCCCUAUUGGUAUCUGUCUCCAGACAGAAUCCCCAACAGCGUGGCCAUCUGA
Messenger RNA from Sinocyclocheilus rhinocerous, 277 nucleotides. RefSeq names its product arachidonate 5-lipoxygenase-like. The record is from RefSeq and is a predicted model, not a curated record. Gene Ontology annotation, biological process: lipid oxidation. Lineage: Eukaryota; Metazoa; Chordata; Actinopteri; Cypriniformes; Cyprinidae. Bases 5 to 277 code for a protein of 90 amino acids. The transcript has 2 exons. Gene Ontology annotation, molecular function: oxidoreductase activity, acting on single donors with incorporation of molecular oxygen, incorporation of two atoms of oxygen; metal ion binding.